Eruca vesicaria subsp. sativa (arugula) is the source of this 1005-nucleotide messenger RNA. Lineage: Eukaryota; Viridiplantae; Streptophyta; Magnoliopsida; Brassicales; Brassicaceae. The record is from the annotation of a GenBank genome assembly.
AUGAAAGUGUUCAAGCUCUGGUGGGAUUGCGCCUCCAUCACGAAACGGUUGAGCCAGAGAUGUUUGGAAUCGUUAUCUUCCGUUGAAGUACCGAUCUCUCCUAUCACCAGUUUCAUUACGCUUUACUCAACGACAACAACUGCGAUCGGAUAUCAGUGUAGUCAAGAUACAUUUCCUCAUACCUUUCUAUGGGAUCUCACAAUCAAUCUAGGUUUUGACUCGUCUCGUCUGGCCAUUCCUCCCAACUUACGUCACAACGAUAUGCGGUAUAGAUUGAAUGAUGGUACACGAUCUGGGAACUAUAGAGACAAAUACAAGAAACUGGAGCCAAGCACAAGAGAUAUAAACAAAGCUGUUGUAAAGCACUCAUAUAGGAUCAUAAGAGGUCGAGAUGAGAACUCAAGGAAAUACCGUCAUGCUACCUCUCGAUAUGAUUCUGGACCGUAUGGUCGUCAGAAGGAACUAACUUGGCGUGAGAAAUCUAAGGAUAAAAUAACUGAGGGAAACCAAUACAGUGUCCGAGAAAGGAGUGAUAGCAAUGUAUCUCAUGACAUUGUUCCUACUAAACAAGUUUCACGAUCCUCCUCUUUAAUAGGACAAGGUGAUCAUUGUCACCUAAGCAGAGAGACAGAGUUGCGUGGAGGGGAACAUCAGAUCAGAAGAAUAGCCAGUGACAUUGUAUUUCCUAUUCCUCAACUGCAAACCACGGAGGAUAAUGUUACUGUCCGAAGAGGAUUUGAAGACAACGCUUUGGCAUAUGAUGAUAAAGACGAUGAUCUAAUGGAUGAAGAACUUAGGGAUAUGGACGUACAGCCCCAUUCCUUACCGGCUGGGUCAACAAGUUCAAAACCAGAAGCUAAAGUGUCAAAACACUCUAGGAGUGGAUCCAGAAUGAAUGCUCCUUUGGGUAUUCAAACUAAGAAAACUGAGUUCCUUCGUCGAGGUUCUCCAAGAAAGCGAUCAAGUUUGUCCUCAGCACAAAAGCCAAAGGGUGUGAAUGAAAAG